GUAUCUUAUACCUAACCUACCAAAUCCCCGAGUUUCUCCACGGUAAACAACUAAACGUGCGGGUGGACGCCAUCGUAGAGAAUUAUCAGAGAUUGUUGAUUGCUCAAUGAUCCACAAACUCCCAGUUUCAUCACUUGAUGCACCAGUCAUUGGCUACAUUGAAUAUUAAUGUGCAGUGAAAUUGAAAAUGUUGAUUGCAUCUAAAAAGCUUAUCGGAUUUAUUUGUCCUUUCUAUUACUCGUUUCCCCAAUUUCUUUCCAUUCACUCGAUCUCUCCAUCUCAGACACUUGAAGAUUCCAUUAGAGCUGCUGUUGAAGCUAAAACCUACCAACAAAUUCCUGAUCUACUCGGUGCCUCAAAAGAAUCUUUCCAAAAUCCAAAUCCAUUCUCAUUUCUCUCCACCUUCUCCCAAAACAUUAGAAUCCAAAUCAUUGAUGAAAUUUUACAAUCUUUCAUGUCUCUCAGACCUCGUUCUCGCCCCAAGGUUGCCUAUUCCUGCCUCAUCUCCUACACCCUCCAAAGCCCUAAUCCCCUUCCUCUUGCGCUCGCCAUUCUCCAACGCACUCUUCGCUCUGGCUGUCUCCCUGUCCCCCAAACUCACCUUCUUCUUUCAACUGCAUGGCUAGACCGCCGGCAUCAAUCUGAGUCUGUAAGGACCAUUCUGUUGGAGAUGCAAUCAAUUGGAUAUCACCCCGACUGUGGCACUUGCAAUUACCUUAUUUCAUCGCUAUGUGCUGUUGACCAGUUAACAGAGGCAGUUAAAGUGUUGAAGGGCAUGGGUAGGGCUGGAUGUGUUCCUGACUUGGAAAGUUAUGGAGCUGUAAUUGGUGCAAUGUGUGCUAUUAGAAAGACUACUGAUGCAGCAGAGAUGAUGAAAGAAAUGGUGAUGAAAGCUGGACUGACGCCAAGGCAGGAAAUAGUGGUGAAGGUAGUUGCAGCAAUGCGUGCAAAGAAAGAGAUUUGGAGAGCCGUUGAGAUGAUUGAAUUCUUGGAGAAGGAAGGUUUCCAUGUGGGGUUCAAAAGCUAUGAAUUGGUUGUUGAGGGGUGCCUAGAGUGUGGUGAGUGUGUUUUGGCGGGAAAGGUAGUGAUGGGGAUGACAGGGAAAGGUUUUAUACCAUAUAUUAAGGUGAGGCAGAAGGUGCUUGAGGAGUUGGCUUGUGUUGGGGAGUGGAAACUAGCUUGUGCUUUGAGACACAGAUUUUCAGAACUGAAAUCUUAGCUUCUUUAGUUUUUAUUUGGAGUUGCAACGAAUUUGGGGUCAAUGCUCUACAGCCAACUGGUCGAUAGCUAUCUCUUCUUCAUACACCAGCCAAGAGCGAGUUGGUUGUCUAAAUCCAUUGUGGAGUGCUGACAAGUUCCCCAAAUGUGUAUGUAAAUUGUGUCAAAUUUUUAAGAAAUAAUCAUGUCAGAUUUGGUCAAGAGUGACUCAACAUCUUUUUGUUCAUCGUCAUCAUCAAAUGGUGAUGCAGUUUUGGCUCACGUCUUCCCUUCCAGCACCUGGUGUAGGUAGGACAGACAGACACUGGGUUAUGUACUUUAUAUGACUCACAUGCAUUACGCCUGGCAAUAUAUUGAGCUACCACAAUCUGCAAACUCAACGGUACAGAUUAUGGAAUCCAGGCUGGUUUAAAAUUUGAGUCAGCAACAUCUAGUUUGUGCUGUUGCCCCGACCAGAAUUGAGCAAGACCCCUAACUAGUUGCAGAAUUUUAAGGAUUUACUAUUUUCUUCCAUGUUCUCAGCACCAGCACAAAGAGUGUUUUAAUGUGUAAAGAUUUAAUAUUUGAAUGAAAAUAUCCUCAUCCAUAUAUCUAAUGGAAUUUCAGGUAUCUUAA
Molecule: messenger RNA, 1833 nt
Organism: Cornus florida
Lineage: Eukaryota; Viridiplantae; Streptophyta; Magnoliopsida; Cornales; Cornaceae
Product: pentatricopeptide repeat-containing protein At1g06270
Exons: 2
Coding region: 188-1219 (343 amino acids)
Molecular function (GO): protein binding
Source: RefSeq, a predicted model, not a curated record